CUCUCCACAAUUCUGUCAUAUCGGAGUAACGGCAACCGGCGAUGUGACAGUUCGGAAUUUAUCAUCGACUACGGCUUAUAUUUACGGAACGGAUUGAUCUCACGCGGCGAUAUCGCAGAAGAUAAUUUCAAUAAAACGAACGCGACGAGUGUGACGAUCAAGUCUUGUUAGCGCAAUUACUCUUGCAAUACGUCAGAGUGAAAAAUAGGUGGCAGCUACGUGGAAAAUUAGGGGGCAAUCGUGGGCACUUUCGUUUCCGAAAUUUCGAUCGUUGCGACAAGCCAGAUUUCGUGGCGUUUACAUUUUUCAGCGCUAAAUCUGACAAUCAUCCUCAGUCGGAUGAAUAAUAAGCUUUGAAUUAUCGCGGAAAAUCGCCCUCGGUGUCCGAAGCAGUUGUCCUUAGUGUUCGCCCGAGAUGGAGGAUGCGCAAGAGGAGCUGCAAUUUGUGGUAGACGAUGUGAGCAACAUUAUCAAGGAGGCGAUCGAGGUGUCAAUAGGUGGUAAUACGUAUCAGCAUAAUAAAGUUAAUCAAUGGACCUCGAACGUGGUAGAGGCGUGCCUGGGCAAUCUAACGAAAUUACAGAAGGCUUACAAAUAUAUUGUAACUUGUACAAUCAUGCAGAAAAACGGAGCUGGACUUCAUACCGCGAGUUCGUGUUACUGGGAUAACGCUACCGAUGGCAGCUGCACGGUGCGCUGGGAAAACAAAACCAUGUAUUGCAUUGUAUCUGUCUUCGGACUGGCCCUAUAAAUUAAACUAUCCUGCGUAACAAAAUCCUGCGCUUGAGAAUUACAUAUAUUUUGGCAAUUAUAAGAUGUAUAAGUAAACGCCACUUUCAAAAGCGAAUCGUUUUGUUUCCUAAAGCUAUUAUUGGACAAAACUUCAUAUUUUUGCACAGGCUAUGGAAAUUGGGGGAAUAGCAGAGCACAAGUGAUUGUGAAAGUAGCUACGCAAUGCAAUGAUUAAUAUAUAUAUAUAUAUAUGUGAUAUAAAUAAAAUCGGGUGUAUGUACACAAAGUAGAUUGCGCUAAUAUAUAUUUAACUUUCUUAUAUUUACUUUUACGAAAAAGGAUAUUCUCUCUAUCUACAUUGUAACUUCUAUAAAAAAUAAAUGCCACAAGAUAUCGAUAA
Messenger RNA from Wasmannia auropunctata (little fire ant), 1132 nucleotides. RefSeq names its product dynein light chain Tctex-type (gene Dlc90F). The record is from RefSeq and is a predicted model, not a curated record. NCBI's taxonomy places the organism in Eukaryota, Metazoa, Arthropoda, Insecta, Hymenoptera, Formicidae. The coding region runs from base 416 to 751 and encodes 111 amino acids. Gene Ontology annotation, biological process: microtubule-based movement. Gene Ontology annotation, cellular component: cytoplasmic dynein complex; cytoplasm. Gene Ontology annotation, molecular function: dynein intermediate chain binding. The transcript has 3 exons.